Molecule: messenger RNA, 2625 nt
Organism: Myotis daubentonii (Daubenton's bat)
Lineage: Eukaryota; Metazoa; Chordata; Mammalia; Chiroptera; Vespertilionidae
Gene: RBP3
Product: retinol binding protein 3
Biological process (GO): proteolysis
Cellular component (GO): cone matrix sheath
Molecular function (GO): serine-type peptidase activity; retinol binding
Source: RefSeq, a predicted model, not a curated record
AUGCAAGUCCCUGCUCUUGCUGCCCCCUUCACCCCACAAGUCAUGCCUGGAGCUGUGACACAGACCCAGGAGCUAAAGCCCAGCUGCUCUGUGUCCUGGCUGGUGCUGGGCAUGGCCAAGGUCCUGCCGGAUAACUAUUGCUUCCUAGAGAGCCUGAUGGGGAAGCAGGGAGCCAGGCAGGCCAUCAAGAGUCGGGAGAGCCUGGGCACCUCAGACCCUCAGACACUGGCCCACGUCCUGAGGGCGGGCAGUGUGCAGAGCUUCUUGAAGGACCCCCGCCUGGUCACCUCCUAUGAGCCCAUGGCAAGUCCCAGCACUCACCAGCCUCACACAGAGGAACUGCUUGUCCGGCUACAGAGCAUCCGCCAUGAUGUUCUGGAGGGCGAUGUGGUCCUGCGGGUGGAUGACAUCCCGAGCCAGGAGGUGGUGAGCAAGCUCGGGGGCUUCCUGGCGGCCAGCGUCCGGAGGGAGCUCAGGCACUGCACGGGGGGCCACAUUUCUGGCAUCCCCUGCACCAUCUCCUACCUGCACCCAGGAAACCCAGCCCUGCACCUGGACGCCAUCUAUGACCGCCCUCCCCGCCCCCCAACCCAAUACAACCACCGAGAUCAGGACUUGCCCCAGGUCCUGGGGGGGGGGGGGAGCAGGUACAGCGCCCACAAGGACGUGGUGGUCCUCACCAGCGGCCGCAUCGCCCGAGUAGGGAGGACACCGCGCACAUCCUCAGUGGCGAGGGGCCAUCGUGGUGGGCGAACGAACCGGGGCCUGGGCCUCCUGAUGCGGAGGCUAGGGCAGCCCCAUUUCCUCCUCGUGGUGCCCGUGUCCUGGCCCCGGGGGCCCUGGGCGGGGGCAGCCCGCUGUGGGAAGGCAAUGGGUGCUGCCUGUGUGGAUACGCCCGCCAGGCAGGCCCUAGAGGAGGCCCUGCGGGAACUAGCGCUGGGGACCGCGUGCCCCCCCUGCGACCGCAUGGACUUCUCCACUGUGGCUCCCAGGAGAGCCGGACUACUCAGCGCCGGUCUGCAGGCGGUGUCCCAGGACCCCAGGCUCCGGGUGCGACCAUGGGGCCCCAACCCCUCCGCGGGGCCUGAGCCUGGGGCUGCCCACUCCCACCCCCCUGCCCCCGAACUGCCCGCAGGAGAAGUUUCCCCGGCCCUGGAGGACUCCGGGUUCCAGGGGUCCAUUCUGCCGGGCCAUGAGGGCUACCUGUGCUGGGGCGCUGGGCCCUGCGUCCUGCGCCAGGUGUGGGGGGCUCUGCAGGCCGCGGAGCCCCUGAUGGAGGACCUGCACAGGGACCCCGCCCGGAGCGCUGUCCUGCGCGGGGCCCUGCCGCUGCCCUUCCCCAGGGCCUCUUCACCACCCAGGGCCGCCGAGGAGAUGGCCGUCCUGCAGUCGCUGGGCUGGGCCACGCUGCUGGGCGAGAUCACUGUCACCGGGGCCCCACUGCACAGCGCACUGCCCCUGCUGCAGACCGAGGGCAGCCUGGUGCUCACGGUGCCCUGCUUACCUCAUCAACAACUGCAGCGAGCGCAGCUGGCCAAGGAGGCCCUGCACAGGGCCCAGGAGGUGCUGGCGUUGCACCGGGGCCUGGGCCUUGGUGAAGGGCACGCGUGUCUGCUGGAGGCUCACUAUGCACAGCCUGUCGGGCAGAGAGGAGACCUGCUAUGAGCCAAGCUGGCCAGAGCCCACCGCACAGCCAUGGGCCUGGAGUCCGUGGCUUCCCAGCUCACGGCUGACCUGUAAGAGGUGUCUGUCUGGAGACUACCAUGCUCUGGUACUGCACAGCCUCAGGGGCUGGCACCAGAGGAGGUGCCCCCUCUCCUGCCAGCUCCUCCCCCAGGAGCCCUCCUACCUCAUCGGGCCCUGUUCAAGACAGGUGCUGCCAGCCCGCUGGGCUACUUGCGCUGAGCCGUGGCUGAGCUAGAGACCAUGAGCAUCAGGCCGCAGCUGACGCUGCUGGUGUGGCGAGGCUGGUGGACACGGCCAGCCGUGCUGGUCAUCGAUCUGCGCUACAACCCUGGCAGCUACUCCACGGAGGGGCCCCUGCUCUGUUCCUACUUUCCUGAGGCAGAGCCCCGCCAGUACCUCUACUCUGUCUUUGGCAGGGCCACCUCGAGGGUCACAGAGGCGGCCCUUCCCCAGGUGACUGGUCAGCGCUACACCCACAAGGACCUGCACAUCCUGAUGAGCCACACCAGCAGGUCAGCAACGAAGGCUUUUGCUCACACCAUGCAGGACCUGCAGCAGGCCACCAUCCUCAGGGAGCCCACGGCUGGAGGGGGCCUCUCUGUGGGCAUCUACCAGGUGGGCAGAAGUCCCUUAUAUGCCUCCAUGCCCACGCCGAUGGCCCUGAGCGCCAGCACUGGCGAGACCUGGGUGGCAGGAGGAGAGCCUGACAUCACCGUGCCCAUGAGCGAGGCCCUCUAUGCCCAGGACAAAGCGGGUCUGCGUGCCAAGGUGCCCCCUCUGCUGAAGACCGCCGGAACGGUCAUGGAUAACUAUGCCUCCCCUGAUGUGGCUGCCACACUGAGCCAUCUGGAGAGCUGUUAUUCGAGGGUGACCUCUGAAGGGGUGCUGGCUGAGAUGCUGGGGCUGACCUGCAGGUGCUGUCUUGGGGCCCACACCUGA